Molecule: messenger RNA, 7189 nt
Organism: Gryllus bimaculatus (two-spotted cricket)
Lineage: Eukaryota; Metazoa; Arthropoda; Insecta; Orthoptera; Gryllidae
Source: the annotation of a GenBank genome assembly
AUGGGACGUCGGCACAAGCAGGCCCGGACAGGCGCACGCAUCCCCAAGAUCAGCCCACCUCGUUACUGCGGUCCCAAUCCUCCUAUCGUCGACAUUUCUUCAAAUGUGGAUUUUGACAACGUGACAGUGAACGAGACAACUGAUAUAUCUCUAUAUUGUUCAUAUGAAGCCAAUCCGACGGCGUUAGAGUCGGUGAAAUGGUAUCGUGAUGGACAGAAGUUGGAAUUGUCUCCCGAUCACUAUGUAGGUAAUGAAAAAGACACUGCACUUCUCAUCAAGAACUCCACACGAUAUGAUCAAGGUGCAUACACAUGUGUUCUGGAAAAUUCUGUUGGAAGUGGGGAGUCCAAAAAUGCCAUCUAUGUUGCAGUUUAUUAUAAGCCACAAGUUAAACUAUUAAUGGACCCGCCUAGCCCAGUGAGAGAACUCGAUGCUCUUAAUAUUACGCUUACAUGUAAAGUUGAGUCUGGUAACCCAGACACAUUAUUGGCUGUUCGUUGGUACCUUGGAGGAGACAUUUUAAAGGAACUACCUGAAUGUGAUAAUGCCUCAAAUUCAGUAGAUAGCACAUUUUGUGAUAUUGAUCCAAGCAAGUUAUUGCUGGAAGAUGUGGUACGUGCUUUUCAUGGAAAUUAUUCAUGUGAAGGAAAAAAUGAAGCAGGCUGGGGGCCUUUGUCUGCAGAAGAGGAACUAGUUGUUCAUUAUCCACCAGGUCCAGCGACAUUAGUGUAUGCACCAACACAAGUGGUAAAAAAGAGCCACGUAACAUUGAGCUGCAGUGUUGAAGACCCAGGACGGCCAGCAACAUCAACAUUUAGGUGGACUCGAGGCUCUCAUCAUAUCCAUGAUAUGACCUCUGGUAAUUGGACUAUUGACCCUGUCACUUUGGAGACCCAGUCGAACUUCACUUGUCUAGCAUACAAUGAAGGAGGUGAAGGGGAGCCAGCCUCUGUUGCUAUAAAUGUGUCAGCUCCUCCGACAUUUAUUUCAAGAUUGUUACCCUAUUAUGGAGCUCUUCUUACUAGCAAAUAUAUUAAUAUAUCUUGCCAAGUGGAAUGUUCUCCAGUGUGUAGCAUACAAUGGCUAAAAAAUGGUGUACUUCUUGAAACUGGAGAUGGUACUCCUUACAAUGUCAUAGAUGAGUAUCGCCCUCCAAAUUUUCGAAAAAAUGAUUUUGAAUCCAUUCGCUCAACACUGGUGUGGAACAUGUCAGCAUGGGAGGGCAGUCAACUUGAUCGUGUACAUGAUAAUGCAAAUUAUACUUGUCAGAGUUCUGGGAAUGAAGUAGGUCCAGGAGUCCGAAGUAACACAUUUUUUGGUGUGGAAUACCCUCCAGAAAAUAUUUCAGUUUCCCAUAGAGUGGUAAAUGUUGUGGAAAAUAACAUACCAGGCAAAGUACGUUGUGUUGCCAAAGGUUAUCCAAAUGCAACUUAUCACUGGCAACGUGUAGGUCAGUCACAAGAGCCUGCCAUUAAAGGAGAUAUUCUCCACUUAAAUUAUCCUCUGUCACGUCACAAGAGUGGCAACUAUACUUGUGUAGCUUCCAAUAAGCAUGGAAGUAUUGCACAAAACAUUACUAUCAAUGUCCAAUACAAACCUGAAUGUGGAAUAUCACAAUCUGAAUCAGAUGGUAAAUUGGUAUUAACAUGCACUGCCACUGCUAAUCCUCCAGAAGUUGAUUUUGUAUGGCAUAUAAAAGGUGAAAAUGAAAGUAUAGAAGAAAAUGUUUUGAAGAAAGGUUAUCAGUCUCAAUUGAUUUUGGAAUCAUAUGUUGAAAAUUUCCGCACUUACAUUUGUGUGGCCAACAACAGUAUAGGAACUUCUAUUCAGUGUGAGCGUGAUGUCACAGGUCAUGUCAUAAGUUGGUGGAAAAAUUUUGAAAAUGAUAAUUACAAAAUUAUCAUUGCAGUCAUAGUAGGAGCUAUUCUGAUGGUCAUCAUUGUUUGCAUCUCAAUUAUUGUUGUAUGCAGAAGAAAACGAGCUGAUGAUAAGUACAAUAAUCCAGUGGAGCUGGAGGAAAGAGAAAACCCUGAUGGAGACUCCAACUUAUCACCUGCUCAGACCCAACCACGGCCUGUGCACAAGUGGCCUCUGCGUCCAGGAGUCCUUGUGCAUGUCAAUGGAGCACACAGUCUCAACUUAGGGCGGUGUGAACCUGCAGUACCUUCUAGUUCACAAAAUGUUACCCAAAAUCACACAACGAAUACAAUCUCUGGGAACAGAGGGCGUGCCAAACUAACAGCUAGAAAAGCUAAGCAGAGAAGAGCUGCUAGUCUUAUCAGUGAGGGAACUGAUGACACAAAUCAGCACAGUAGGGCAAACAAAAUUCGACAGAUGUUCAUUAAUGACAGUUCAAAAUAUCGUUGUGAAACCAUGCCUGGGGUCUUCCAUGGGAAGUCAGGAGUGGUGACUUUCAAGAAACUAGAUGGCCCUGCAAACAGUGGAGUUUCAAGGAAACGUAAAAAACCUGGGUCAGGCCCAAGUCCAUCAGCUACCAAAGAUAAAUCAAAACAAGACUUAGCCACAUCCCCAAGUGAUGGUCUUUUGCAGCCUGAUGGAGACAAGGCAUUUUAUGAAAAUCUCCCAUUCCAUGGCAUGCAAUCUGCACCCAACAAGCCUGUACCUACUGGUCCCAUAGCUCAAGCUGCUAGUAGACCCUCCAGCCAGCUGAGCCAGUAUGGCUCCUCAGGCUACGGUUCAACACGCAGUCAUAUGGGUCCUCAUUUACAGAGAUCUCAGACUUUAGCUCUGGUAGCUAAGGACAAGUUCAAUUCUUUGAGAAUACAUCCCCAUAAAAAGCACUACCCCCAGUUUUAUUCUAUGAGAUUACAUCACAGAAACAGGAAUAGAGUUGGAGCAGGAAACAAUAAAAAGCAACAUGACAGGCAACAAGAAAAAGUGUCUGUCCAGUUAUCUACAAUUUCUUCACAAGUGGAUGAAAUUGAAGAUAAAAAAGAUAAAUCUGUGAAUAUAAAUUCUGCUACUGUAGAACUUAAUAACAAUGAUAAGAAGCCACCAGAUAGGACACAAUUGCCUAUUCCAGCUCCAAGAAAACAAAUUCCAAACAAAUCAGUUGUACACACUUAUCAAAAUGUUCCUAUCCCUAUUGCAUCAAAGUCACAAGAACUCACAAUGACACAGAGCCAACUGCAAAGACAACAGCAGCAGCAUCAUCAUCACCACUACAACCUAACAUCACAACAUCAUCUACUAAUGAAUCCCACCAACACAACCCAAUUUGGCAGCACCAGAAGGAGCCACAGCAGUAGAAAUUACCUUCCCCCAAUGCGACUGGAGUAUCAACAACCUUACUACAUGACUGAUCCCUACGUGUCAGAUAGUGUAGUAUAUGCAGAUCUUGCAUUGGCUACUAGUGGUGGGCGACGAGAACCUCACCUUCCUUCCCACUAUAGGCCACAACAAACCCCUACUGAGUAUGCCAUCUUGAAGUUUCAUGAUGUGGGACAAGAAAUUGAUGUGUGAAGUGCCAUUUCGACCAGAAUUCUCUGACUUGGACUAUGCAGAUGUGGAUUAUCGCUCUUAUGGGCCCAUAAACUACAAGAAAGCUUCCAUUGAAGCUGCAAGUCAACGCAAAGCUAAGAACGACAGCCCAACAAAACCAAUCUACCCACAGAAUAACCAAUAUUAUGACUUACUAUAAAGCCGUGCAUUUAUACCUACCAAUGGGCUCUCUAUUUUCCCUGUUAUUUCCUCAUGAGGAUUCAAGAAUUUUGUUGUAUAUAGAUCUGCUAGGCUGCAUAACAUGAUUAACCUGUGAUUAACCACAAAACUGAUAUGUGUUCUUUCCUCUGCUUAACAUCCUGGCUCCUGUUUUCCUAAUAUAGCUGUGUCUGCCAAUAACUAAUACAGUGACAAGACUUGUCAUUUAUGGUGGUGCUUUGUGACUCUUUCAAUAUGUACUUCAACAAAUUUUCAGUGACUAAAGUGUUUUCAUGUGUGGUGAUGGACACAAACAAUGUGUACUGGCUCUAAUGUACAGUUGCCAAAUAAACAAUUCUAUCCAGUACAUUUAGGUUGUGAGUGUUUUAAUAAAGAAGUUAGUUUUUUUAAUGUAUAUAAGCAUAUGUAAAAACAAUCAGAUUUAAAGAGGAGCUUUUAAAGUUAUCAUUGUAAGAAAUGUUAGUGUGAUAAUUAGUGGGUGACCGAUGUGUGUGAGUGAAAACACUGGGGAAAGUGUACGCGUAGUGAUAUGGCUUCCACCAGAUUUGCAGGAAAUACCAGAAAUGGGAGUCAAUCCAGGUAUUUUUGUAUCCAUGUUAUGUGCACAAAGUAGAUCAAAAAAUGAUGGAACAAUCAUGCUUAAUUUUUUUGUAUAUACCAAAUAAGCUAGAAGUUUUUACAUCGUCCAAUGUUAUGAAAAGUUUGGAGUUCUGAGUUUCUGAAUAGCCUGUCUUGAAUUUAUCAGUAUAUGCUAGGGAAGCUGUUAGUUAUACUGUUAUGAAGCCAAUUAUCAUUACUCAUUUCUACAAAAGAAUUUUGCAAUGUGAGCAAUGAUUUAAUAAUGGUCUCUGGACAUGUAAAUAUCUUUGCUCAAGAAUAACAGAAGAUACAAGUGAUCAAAAAAUCUCCAAGGUUAUUUGGUAUCAUUUCACCUAUGCAUGGAUUACUCUCAAGAACAUAAAGUGUCAUGGAUAUUGCUACAUAAAAUGUUUACUACAAUUAAAUUACGUUUGUAAGAAAAUAUUAAUAUAUGUUCUAGUCCCAUCUCAGCAAACUUUGCAUAAUUCUGUAAUUACUGUGUAUUGUUAAGUGUUGAAACUCAAAUUUCAGACCAGGAUUCCAAGAUGAUUUACAGGAAUCCUGGAUAUUAGGUCGUGUAAGUCAAGUUGCUUUUCCAGAUGUAUGCUAACCAAAGAAAGAAUUAUGUUACCUGUAUAGCAAUGUGCUUGUUAAUUUUGUUGAUAUAUUCUGUAUGUAAUAAAAAUGGGAAUGGAAGGUACACUUGUUAGCACCUUCUAUGGCUUGUUAAUAAUGCAUAGUAAACUGGGACAUACUAUGUGCAGUGCAUAGCAUCUAUUGUUUGUAAAUUAUUGGAAACUAGUAGUAAUGUACAAAGAUGAUUUCUGGAUUGACACAUUUCUCUACAAAAAUAGUCUUUCCCUAAUACCAUAUAAUAUUUGGUGUAUGAUAACCCAUUUAUACAAAUUGUGAACAUGCUUAUAUAUUUUUUAAAUUGAAUUGUUCCUCUUUGCCAGAACUUUAAUACUGUAAUCUGGAUUGUUAGCACCUAUAUUUGUUAUGAUAACAGGUGUCAAAUGUAACCUGUAUGUCCAUGUGUAUGAAUAUGAAAUCAUUGUUUUGUGACAUAUUUUCAUUGCUGGUAUGUUUGUUACAUGUUUGUCAUAAAGUGAAUAUUGCAGUAUUUGGUUCCUGUAAUUUGUGCAGAAUGGAAACUAUGAACAAUACAUCUGGGAUGGGACAUUCUUGUAUGUGUUCUUUUUCAACCACAUGAAAGUGUCUCUCAUUUCUAUAUUACCAAUAUAUACUAGUUUCCAAAGACAGUCAUAUUUCAAUAUCAUGGUUGAUGCUUGGAUAUAUUAACUGGUUAUUUGUUCAAAGAAGAAAAAAAACAUGUAUGUAAUUGUUGGUAUUAGAUAAAAUAACUAUAUACGUGACUUCCUGGUAAAUAUCUCCAUGCCGCUUUCCAUAUAUUCCAGCUUCUGAAGAUAGGCAGCAGCCAUGAAAUGGUAACAGAGGUGUCUGCCGAGAAGUCUUCAUUUUAUACUUUGUUGAUAUACUUAAUACCAACAUUUGUAAAUUAGAAGCAAUGUGUUAAACAAACCUAAAAUAAUAUUUAAACCUGUAAUUUCUUUUAAACCCUUUUUACACCAAAUAAGUUGAAACUGCAAAGAUGACCAAUUUUGAAAAUUUCACCUCAAUUUCUUAAAUAUAUUUUCUCUGUGGAAAUUUUGAAUUAUAGAUUUGUGAAUUUUUAAGCUUUUUAAUCAGUUUCAAAAUAAUUAUUUAAGUAAAAAGCAAAGUCACGAUACAAUCUGACCAAUAUUCAUUGUAGAAUGUCUACAAACUUAACCAUUAUACUAUUCUGUAUUGUAAUAUUACUAUAAUGAAACAUGGAACACAUACUGAGCUUCCAGAGAAAGCAUUAUCUCCAAGUCAUCCUGCAUUUUUUCAUUUGGUUGUGGGGUUUUGCAAGUGGUUCAUAGAUGUCAUUUCCACACCAAAUACUAUCACAAAUUAUGAAUGCCAAUGCUCAGUUAAUAUUGUUUCAAAGAUUUGGAACAACCAAAAAUAGAAACUGUAUGAUACCUAACUUUGUACAUUAAGAAAAUAUUUAUAGUUAUUAAAGCAGUUAUGAUUGAAAAGUAAUUUAAUUCCUGGUAGGCAUGUUACAAGACUUCCAAAACUAUGACUUUAAAAUAUUUUGCUGACAUGACAAAAGCUUGUUGAACAAAGAAAAUAAUUAAUUUCCCUGGAACAAUGGAUUAAAAUUCUAUUUGCUAGAAUUUGAAAAAAAUUAAAACAAAAUUCAUAUCACAUUAAUAUUGAAAUUGAUAUCACCAUCCAACAUUAAUACCUUUCAAAAUGGUAGUGGAUAGGUCUAAUCUUUGGGAAGGGGAUGUAGACACUAGCUUUGAAAUUUAGUUAAUUGUACUCUCUCGAUAAUUCUGUAGCGUAUAAAUUUAAUGAAUUCAAAAUUAUGAAGUUGAAAAAAAAUUGUUGUUUUCAAACAACUGCAGAUUGAUAUAUAUUUUUUUAAUUAGAAAUGAAAUAUUACUAAUUUUAUUAAUCUGAACAAGUCAAAAACUAACUGACAUACAUUAAAGAAUAUUUUUAAUUACAAAAUACAAAUGAGAUACACAGAUAUUAACAAUGUAUUAGUUCAAUUUUUUAAAUGCAAAUGUCAUUAAGAUCUGUACGUUUCAUUUGUAUUUUAUUUUAAAAAAUCUUUAAAUAACCAUUAUUUAAGUUUGUUAAUUUUUGGCAUGUUCAGGUUAAUAAACGUUUUACAUACAAAAUUUGAAAGAAAAGACAUAUGACAAUUAUCUGGAAUGAAAUAAAUUAUGCAAAUUGAUAUAUGUGGUUGGUUCUAUGGUUCAUAAUUCUUGGGAAAACAAAUGAAAUAUUGUUUUAUUGUAUACCUCAUAAGGUUUUGUGAAAAGUAUCAAUUACUAACUAAUCUUUGUAAAUAUUCACAAUAUCAUCACAU